CCUCCAGAGACUUACUCAGGAACGAAAGUUUUAUUGCUCAUUAUCUAGGCCCCUAAAGCUACCCAUAAAUGGAGGCUGCUGGUCUUGCUAUUGGUGUCGUCGGUCUGGCCUUGGCGCUGUGCGAUACCAUCCGGCAAGGAUACGAGGUGAUCGUCGAGGCACGAGGAGCCGUCGAGGGAGUCCAGACAGCACAGAUAUGGUUCAGAAUUGAACAGCAGAAAUUCGACAACUGGACCGUGCAGGUCGGUUUAGCCAGCAAUGAUACGCAGGAGUUCGACGUCAUUUGCCAGGGAAAUUCGAUGAUCAAGAGCCUCAUCGUGGAUAUCCUGGCCCAGAUGUCCAAUUUACUUACCAAGAGGGAGGACUUGGAAAAGAAAUAUGGACUCUGCAUACACCCCGCUGGAGACAAGAAAGUCGAGGACCUUGAGCCGGACCAUGACGUCUCGCUCCGUGAAGGGUCGGCGUUACAGGUAGCGAGCGCGUUGAUCCAGAAACGAGCAGAGUCGCUGCCGGAAUUCCAGAAGCGUAUCAGCAAGAUGGCAAAGGUGAAAUGGGCUGUGCGCGACAAGAAGAGAUUCAACGACUUUAUCGGCAGUCUUUCAGACUUCAAUGCGGCUCUCUGCGACAUUCUCCCACCCUCUCGCAGGAGUGCAUAUCAUCGCGCUCUCCAGCUAGAGCAACCCAGUGACAAUGAUCGGCUGCAGUUGAUCUCCAACCAUUCAGAGUGGGUGGAUAAGGAUUACGCGGCGGCUGCGAGGUUCAAGCAAUUGCACCUGCUACAGCAGCGGUCAACGUCCCCCACACCCGGCAAUGAGUUGCCUAAGCCUAUAAAAAUUCCAUUCAAUAACCUCGAAUCACGGGGCCCAACCAAGCAAAACCGCACCUUGGCUCAAAUCCAGCAAAAGGAUGGGACGACCACACACGUCCUAGUUGAAUUGAAAACCCUCACGGACCCGGACCCCCGGAUCAUCAGCACUCUCGAACGGCGCUUGAUGGAUCUCAUCGCCCUUCUUCAGGUGGCCCCCAAACCGAGCAAAUAUCGCGUGCUCGAUUGCCUAGGAUUCUUCACAACUCCCGGGCAAGACCAUCAAUAUGGCCUCAUCUUCGCACUCCCGGAAUUUACAGUCCCGGCUAGGAUUCCUGCCCCGCCGCUUCCUCGGGUAGAGACACUAUAUUCGUUCCUCCGCACAGCAGCGGACAACAAAGUCCCAGUCUGUUUCUGCCUCGAAGCCCGUUUCCGUCUCGCUGCGCUCCUAGCAAGCUCUGUAUCCAGCAUCCACGCCGCCGGAUGGCUCCACCACAACAUAAACUCCUCGAACAUCCUCUGUCUGCUACCCGAUGGCGAGGCUGAGGACUCUAUUGAGCGACCGUAUCUGAGCGGGUUCGGGUACGCCCGCGUAGACGAUCCCCGCGAGGUGUCGGAGGUCACGAACGAAAACGACAUCGACCGUCUCUAUCAGCAUCCAGACUAUCAAACGCCGCUGCACCCUAAUCACAAGUAUAGAAGGUCAUACGACUUCUAUAGCCUGGGAAUUGUGCUGAUUGAGAUUGGGCUGUGGAAGAGGAUCUCCUCGCUUCGGAGGCGGGGGUUAGAUGAGAGGGGGUUCGCGCAAGAUAUCCAACGGCGAUUGGUUCCGAUGUUGGGUUAUUAUAUGGGGGAACAGUAUCGGGAUGCGGUAGCAAGUUGUUUGGAUAGGACGAGACUCAAGGUGGGUGAUGAUGAGGAUAAGAGGCUUUCCGAGUCGUUUUCCCGCAAUGUUGUGCGUGUACUAGAGGAUUGCCAUGCUUGAUAGACAUACAUAGUUCCCUUU
Aspergillus caelatus is the source of this 1811-nucleotide messenger RNA. Its product is annotated as prion-inhibition and propagation-domain-containing protein. Gene Ontology annotation, molecular function: ATP binding; protein kinase activity. Gene Ontology annotation, biological process: protein phosphorylation. The coding region runs from base 69 to 1790 and encodes 573 amino acids. Lineage: Eukaryota; Fungi; Ascomycota; Eurotiomycetes; Eurotiales; Aspergillaceae. The transcript is spliced from 3 exons. The record is from RefSeq and is a predicted model, not a curated record.